Messenger RNA from Acaromyces ingoldii, 1182 nucleotides. RefSeq names its product alpha/beta-hydrolase. Gene Ontology annotation, molecular function: hydrolase activity. The record is from RefSeq and is a predicted model, not a curated record. Bases 1 to 1182 code for a protein of 393 amino acids. Lineage: Eukaryota; Fungi; Basidiomycota; Exobasidiomycetes; Exobasidiales; Cryptobasidiaceae. The transcript has 6 exons.
AUGAAUCCCAUCUCCUGGUUCUUUCGCGGCUUCAUUGCCGCGCUCAUCACUGUCGGCAUUGUGCUGAUCAAGACGCCCAUCUGGUUCUGGGACAUUGCCACGCGACCGCGCCCCACCAAAGAGUACCCCAAUGGCCUCCAGAUCUACUUUACCUACCUCGCCCGCACCUUUCUGCGCCAGUGCGCCAUCUAUAAGGCGCAGCCCAACCCCAGCACGCGGCAGCCGAGCAAGCUCCGCGACCGCCUCCUCUGCCGCCACUUCACCUGGAUCGAGCCGGCUCCUCUGUCGUCGAGGGAGCACGAAGAGAAGCGCACGACUGCCGCGACAGGCUUUGACGAUUCGCCGCUCCCCGUCGCCCUUGAUGUGGCGGAGUCAAAGAAGAAGACGGCGGCGCUCUGGUACCUCAACCCAAAGGAGCCCGGUGACAUUCCGACCAAGGAGCAGCGCAGGCAGAGCCGUGUCGUCCUCUACUUUCACGGCGGCGCAUACAUCACCCUCGAGGCCGGCGACAUGUUCAUGGGCCUGACACUGGCGCGCAUGCAGGCAAAGUACGUCGAGGUCGACGUCCUCUCCGUCAACUACCGCUUGGCGCCCGGAUCAAAGUACCCAUCGCAGCUGUAUGAGGCCUUUUCGGCCUGGAGACACCUGCGCGAGAUGGGCUACGAGAGCAUCUUUCUCGGCGGCGAUUCUGCCGGCGGCAACCUGGCCUUGACGCUGUGGCGCUACCUCGACCAGGUCGCAAACGACAGCCAGGCUGUCGAGGGCAUCAUCCUACAUUCGCCCUGGGUGGACUGGAACGGCCUGACACGCGCCUCGCUCAACGAGAGGUCGCCCCACUGCGCCGUCACUUACACCUUUGGCAUCGAGGGCGUCAAGUCGAUGCAGAACAACGGUCUGCCCAAGAUGACCGACGGCUGGGCCAGCCCCAUCUACUGGACCGACAACAUCCUGUCGCGCUUGCCGCCCAUGUUUGUCAAUACCGCAGGCAUCGAGGCGCUUCGGGAGGAGAACGAAAUGUUUGUCGCAGCAGCCAAGAGUGCCGGGGCAAAGGUGACACACAUCAUCACGGAGGGCAUGCCCCACGACUUUACCGCCCAGUGGUGGUUUGCCGGCGCCGUCCGCAGGCUGUUUCUGCAGACGCAUACCUGGAUCGACGGCGUCAAGAUGGUCGGAGAGGCCUAG